AAGCGGGCUACGUGAACAAAGCUGUCGAUGUAAGCGAUGUUGAGUCGAGUUCGUUGGACGGCAGCUCCUCGCAGCUCUCAGUGACCGGCGCCAGUCUUACUAAUAAGAACUCCGGUCCUGGAGAUGCCGAGUCUGUCAAUUACCGCCUGUACAAAUCCCGUUACUAUGUGCUCAUCGUUUACUCCAUGGUGGUCUUCUAUCAGUGCACGAUUUGGAACACAUGGGGGCCCAUUAGCGCCACGGCUUUGGCGAUCUUUCCUGGCUGGACUCCAGCCACCAUCGCAACCCUGGCCAAUUGGGGACCCAUCACAUUUGUGAUCUUUGUCAUCCCGACCUCGUGGGCUGUCAGCAGAUUUGGUUUUCGGUUCGUGACGGUAUUUUAUUCUGGGUGCGCCGCUUUCUCUCACGUCCUGCGAUGCACAACAGUCAACGAGAAACUUUUUACGGUGUUUGCGCACAUUUGUGCCAUCUUUAAUGGUAUCUUGGGAACGCUCCUGCUGGCCGGGGCAGCCGUUCCGGCCUUAUGGUUCCCUGCCCAUCAGCGCGUCACGGCCACAGCAUUUUCGCUGGUCAUGAAUAUGAUGGGAUCAGGAGCCAGCUUCAUGGAGCCGCUCAUUGUCCAGGCACCAGGGAACGAGACCACCGUCGAUGAGAUGACUAAAGACCUAAGAACCCUCAUGAUAGUAGAGAUGAUAGUAGCGAUGUGCCUCUUCUUGCUGGUACUCAUCUACUUCCCAUCUGCUCCCCCAACUCCGCCAUCCCCUUCUUCUGCUGAGGACAGACUUAGCUUCUCUGAGGGUUUCAAGCAAAUUGCCAGGAAUGCUCGAUUAUGGCAGUUGGUUUUCUCGUACGCGAUUUUUACCGGCGUGUCCAUGAUCUGGCUCGGGGUCAUCAACUUUUCUCUGCAGGACUUGGGAUUCGACCAGGACGAGGCUGGCUGGAUCGGAGUUUACUGCAGUGUCUGCACGGGCGUAGUUUGCCUUGUGACGUCACGUGUCGUGGAUCUUGUCUACGGUCACCUCAAACUGGCGCUCAUCGGGAUGAUGGUGUGCAGCUCCUGUUUCUACAUUUGGUUUAUGUUGUUAUCCCUCGACGUCUGGCCUUCUACUAAAGCCCAGGUCUACAUCACCGUCCUGGGAGGCCAGUCCUUCAACGUGGCCGGCGCACCGAUUUUUUUCGAGCUGGCAGUCGAAUCAGUCUACCCCAGCCCAGAAAACAACGUUGGCGCAAUUUUGACUCUUUCUAACAACUUUGUAUCGGCACUCUUCUUGUUCCUUUUCUACAUUCCCUCAAUAUCUCAAGACGAGAACAACACAUGGAUGACGUACGUCUUGGUAGCCAGUAACGUUGGUGCCCUCGUUCCAGUUCUGCUCUUCAGGGAGGAAUACAAAAGAUCCAAACUCGACAGAACGUCACUGAACUCAGCGUCCUAAUCAUUCGUAUAUUUUCAAACUAUUGAAAUUUGUUCUUAUUGCGCGGGUAAUUUACCAUUCAAGGGUAUAUGGCACGCUAUAAGGAGGAAGUAGAAUUUUUCUCUUUUUUUA
Hyalella azteca is the source of this 1544-nucleotide messenger RNA. RefSeq names its product solute carrier family 49 member 4-like. The record is from RefSeq and is a predicted model, not a curated record. Gene Ontology annotation, biological process: transmembrane transport. Gene Ontology annotation, molecular function: transmembrane transporter activity. The annotation marks the transcript as partial. Gene Ontology annotation, cellular component: membrane; intracellular membrane-bounded organelle. The transcript is spliced from 10 exons. NCBI's taxonomy places the organism in Eukaryota, Metazoa, Arthropoda, Malacostraca, Amphipoda, Hyalellidae.